AAAUGCUUGCAGGGGAGAGGGUAUAGUUGCCGACUUUGCCAAACCGACUCCAUAUUGCUACAGAGACUCGCAGUGGGACAAAGAGACGGGGUGUGCCUUCAUAUUGAUCAGAGUCUCCUCUCUCUGUUACAAUGAGACUAAUUGCUCUCCUGUUGGCAUCGGGACUCGUGAACUUCACGCUGGCUCAGAACAGAGAUCCCUUUCAUUGGCUUGCCUCUUUGCACAGUCGUGGUUAUGCCUCUCUUCAGGCCGACAACACCGGGGGAGAAUGUCCAGAGGAGUGUGACUGCCCUCCAACCUUCCCAGUGGCCAUGUACUGUGACAACCGCGACAUAAAAAGAAUGCCGUACAUCCCGUCUCGGAUGAAGUAUGUGUACCUGCAACACAAUCAGAUCACCUCUGUCCCAGACAACGCUUUCGGUAAUGCCACCAACCUAGUCUGGAUUAUACUUCACGAGAACCAUAUCAACUCUGUGGGCAACAAUGUGUUUUCUAAACUGGCUAACUUGGAUCGCCUGUACCUGAGCAACAACAACCUAACCGAGGUGCCGUCCAACCUACCCCGCUCCCUGCGCGACCUUCGUCUCAAUCACAACAGCAUCGCCAAAGUGUCCCCUAAUGCUUUUGAGGGGAUGGAGAAUUUGACCAUUCUUCUGCUCCAUAACAACGGCCUGCAGGAAAUCAGCGGGAGCUUAAAAAGCCUCAAGUCUUUAACUCUGCUGGACGCGAGCAGCAAUCAGCUGAAGAAGAUUCCAGAUGGUCUUCCGGAGAUGCUUCACCAACUCUACCUAGAGUCAAACUCAAUCGACGCAAUCCCUGCUGACUUCCUCAGCCAAUUCAUCAACCUGCAGUAUGUCCGGUUCUCUCACAAUGCGCUUACAGAUAAAGGCAUCCCCCAAAACACCUUUAACAUCAGCGGUCUGGUGGAGCUCGAUUUGUCUUUUAACAAGCUGGAGAGGAUUCCUGUUGUUAGUAGCAGUCUGCAGCAUCUCUAUCUCCAGGCAAAUCACAUCAAAGAGUUUACAUUGGGAAGUUUCUGCAGUGUGGUAGACAUUAUGAACUUUUCCAAGCUGAAAGUGCUGCGGCUGGAGGGAAAUGAAAUCAGUGCUGGAGACAUGCCCACUGAAGCUGCCCUGUGCCUUCGCCUUGCUUCUGAUAUUGCCCUGUAAUGUCACUUGCCAUCCAGAAGGGGGCUCUACUGUGUUCCUCCAUCAUUUAAUAUCUCAAAGUGGCAUGUCAUUGCUGUGAAGUUUCUUUUUAACAUGAAUUUAAAGUGCUUCAGGAUUUUGUAGGAAUGUAAUUUCCUGUGGACUUCGAAGAGACACACAAAUUCGAAAAUGGAAAGAGAGAGAUUUACUAGGAAAUUGAAAUCCACUGUAAAGAUAUCUAAAGCCUGUGUAUUUUCAUCUAAGCAUUUUGAAUAUAAGUUUGUGCUUUAUUUUAUGUGUACGUUUAUAAGACGACAAGCACUAAAAUGGAAAUUGCAGUCUGCUUUAUAUUUGAUUUACUUUAGGUGUUUACAGCGUGGGUUCAGAUCUGUUCAGGAAACAAUUUUGAACAGUGCUGUGAGUAUUUAUUCUACCUAUGAAACAGAAGUAGGAACUGAAUACAGAAGGUUUUAACUAAACUAACUGAUUCUAUAAUGUUAUGAUCAUUAGAAAAAGCAAGAAAUGUUCUGCUUCUCAUUGUUUUAAAACGAAUGCAGUUUAAAAUGUGUAAUCUCUAUUUUAAACAUGUAAAAAAGAUAAACACUGAAUUGUUAUUUUUGUAAUCAGUUUAAUGCAUGUUGUAUGUAGCCUAAUGUCCCGGUGUUUAAAUAUACCUGAAGAUCUUUCAUCGGCCUCAAUA
Messenger RNA from Triplophysa dalaica, 1848 nucleotides. It is a transcript of the gene fmoda, whose product is annotated as fibromodulin a. The coding region runs from base 132 to 1169 and encodes 345 amino acids. Gene Ontology annotation, molecular function: protein binding. The record is from RefSeq and is a predicted model, not a curated record. The transcript is spliced from 3 exons. Lineage: Eukaryota; Metazoa; Chordata; Actinopteri; Cypriniformes; Nemacheilidae.